Molecule: messenger RNA, 1018 nt
Organism: Funneliformis caledonium
Lineage: Eukaryota; Fungi; Glomeromycota; Glomeromycetes; Glomerales; Glomeraceae
Source: the annotation of a GenBank genome assembly
AUGAUGAUGAUGAUACUUUCACAAAAAUUUCAAAAUGUUACUUUUAAUUUUAAUAAAAGGAAUAUAAUCAAAUCAUUCUUUACCAACACCACGAAAAGAUUAAAUCAAAAACAAACUUAUCGAAUAUUAUUUUUUGGUUCGGAUAAUUUUUCAGUGCCAUCAUUAAAAGCUUUAAUAAAUGAAUCAAAAAAUCCGGAUACUUUUGUAAAGUCCAUCGAAGCGGUAGUUCCACCCGAUAAAAAAACCGGUAGAGGUUACAAAGAGUUAGCAACAAGUCCCGUAAAAAAGUUCGCUAAAGAAUAUGACUUGAAAAUUCAUGAAGCGCCUUCAAAAUCAUUAGAAGGAUGGGAGGUUCCAAAAUCAAAUUUUGAUUUCGCCAUAGUGGUUUCAUUUGGAUAUUUCUUAACCCCUUCGAUUUUAGAAUCAUUUACUAAAGGCACAAUAAAUGUCCAUCCAUCAUUAUUACCAAAGUAUCGAGGAGCAUCACCAAUUCAAUACACGAUAUUAAAUAAUGAUAAAAUAACGGGAAUCACAAUCCAAGAAUUACAUCACGAAACAUUUGACGCAGGAAAAGUACUACGACAAAUUACGAUUGAUGUUCCCCCAAAUUCGACUUAUAAUACACUUGAAUCCCUUCUCGCAACAAAAGGAGCAGAAUUAUUAAUCGACACAUUAAAAAAUUUCGACUAUCAUAAAGACAACGCGAAAGAACAAGAUGCAUUAAAAAUUUCCAAAGCUCCAAAGAUUAGGAAAGAAAUGAGCGAGAUUAAAUGGUCACAUAUAUCUGCUCAACAAUUGGAUCAACUUGAUCGCGCUAUUUCUCAUCAGCAACAAUUAUUAUCCCAACAUGGUAAAACUCUUCGCCCUGGUACAAUACUAAUUCGCCAUCUUGAACAAUCAUCACCAGUGGCUUAUGUAGUAUGUGCCGGUAAUAGUUUUAUUACAUUUAACAGUGUUAAAGUUGAAGGGAAAAGAGAAGUUUCAAUAUUAGAUUGGAUUAACGGAUACCAAAUAAAAA